Messenger RNA from Parasteatoda tepidariorum (common house spider), 2938 nucleotides. It is a transcript of the gene Cdc5, whose product is annotated as cell division cycle protein 21. NCBI's taxonomy places the organism in Eukaryota, Metazoa, Arthropoda, Arachnida, Araneae, Theridiidae. Gene Ontology annotation, biological process: mRNA splicing, via spliceosome; regulation of transcription by RNA polymerase II. Gene Ontology annotation, molecular function: RNA polymerase II transcription regulatory region sequence-specific DNA binding; DNA-binding transcription factor activity, RNA polymerase II-specific. Gene Ontology annotation, cellular component: spliceosomal complex; Prp19 complex. The record is from RefSeq and is a predicted model, not a curated record.
AAUGUCUGGAGUUUGUGAGGAUGUAAAAAAAGACCAAAAAGUAGAUAGCUGAGAAGUGCCUAACAAAUGUUUGAAGCAGAUAUAACGUGAAAACAAUGUCGGUUGUUUGAAAAAUUGAAACGGCAUAAAAUUCAACCAAAAUUUGCAUUUUUGUUGAAAAUUUUGUUCAUAUAUCUCUAUAUUCUACUCGUUAAUAAUUUAAGCAUUGUGAUUUCAAGAUGCCUCGAAUUAUGAUAAAAGGUGGUGUUUGGAGGAACACUGAGGAUGAGAUAUUAAAGGCUGCUGUAAUGAAAUAUGGCAAAAACCAGUGGUCAAGAAUUGCAUCUCUCUUACAUAGAAAAUCUGCUAAACAAUGCAAGGCGAGAUGGUAUGAGUGGCUGGAUCCUAGCAUCAAGAAAACGGAAUGGACUAGGGAUGAAGAAGAAAAAUUGUUGCAUUUGGCUAAACUUAUGCCGACUCAGUGGAGAACAAUUGCUCCUAUUAUUGGAAGAACUGCUGCUCAGUGUUUGGAACAUUAUGAAUAUUUGCUUGAUCAAGCUCAAAGAAAGGAAGAAGAUGGUGAAAUGGCUGAUGAUCCUCGUAAACUUAAGCCUGGAGAAAUUGAUCCCAAUCCUGAAACUAAACCUGCACGUCCUGAUCCUCAGGAUAUGGAUGAAGAUGAAAUGGAAAUGUUAUCUGAAGCCAGGGCUAGACUUGCUAACACUCAAGGUAAAAAAGCCAAAAGAAAAGCUCGAGAAAAACAGUUAGAAGAGGCCAGGCGCUUGGCUGCUUUACAGAAACGAAGGGAACUUAGAAUGGCUGGAAUUCAGCUAGAGGCUCGUAAAAGAAAAAAGCGAACUAUUGAUUAUAAUGCUGAAAUUCCAUUUGAAAAGAAACCUGUUGCUGGUUUAUAUGAUACUUCUGAAGAAACAUAUGAUCCCAUGGAGCCAGAUUAUAGACGGUUGAGACAACAACAAUUAGAUGGAGAACUUAGAAGUGAACGAGAGGAGAAAGAAAGAAAAAAAGAUAAACAAAAGUUGAAAAAGCGGAAAGAAAAUGAUAUACCAUCUACCAUGUUUUCUGAAAAUUUUGAAGUUGCUAAAAAACGAAGCAAAUUAGUCCUUCCAACUCCUCAAAUAACUGAUGCAGAGCUUGAACAAGUUGUUAAGCUAGGAAAAGCUAGUGAAAGUGCAAGAGAGGCAGCUGAAGAGUCAGGAAGUAAAGUAUCUGAAACCCUUCUCCCUGACUAUAAUUUAAAUCCUAAUGCUCUUAGUGCACGAACUCCUCGUACACCUGCUACAAAUAGAGAUAGCAUUUUGAUGGAAGCACAAAAUAUAAUGGCUCUUACUAAUGUAGAUACUCCACUGAAAGGAGGCCUGAACACUCCUCUUCAUGAAUCUGAUUUUAGUGGAGUUACUCCAAAGAGAGAUACAGUGCAAACUCCCAAUACUUUAAUUGCAGCAUCAUUCAGAACUAAUUCAACUGGAACUACUCCUAAUAGAACACCAGGUACAGCUAAAUCUGGUAAAGAAAUGACUCCUAUUAACACGCCUACUCCUUUAAGAGACAAGCUUAAUAUUAAUCCUGAAGAUCACAUUGGAUUUGAAGAUAUGCUGUCUGCUAAAAAUUAUAAAGCAGAAAGUAGAAAUAUGUUGAAGAAAGCUCUUACUGCUUUACCUGCUCCUAGAAAUGAUUAUGAAAUUGUCGUUCCUGAAGAUGAGCAAAAAGAAGAAGUAAAUGAACAUCAAGAAGUGGCAGUAGUUCUAGAUCAAGCUGAUGUUGAUUUAUUGAAACAACAGGAACAAAAAGCUUUGUUGGAAGCAGAACGAAAGAAACAGUCAACUGCUGUCCAGAGAGAUUUACCCAGACCUUCUGAUGUAAAUUCUAACAUAUUAAGACCAUCCCAUUGUGAUCCUCCAUUGACAGAAUUACAAAAAGCUGAAGAAUUAAUAAAGCAAGAAAUGUUGAUUAUGAUGCAUAAUGAUGCAAUCAAAAAUCCUAUGCUACUGGGUGGCCAAGGCAAGAAAGUUAUACCACCUCGUGGUAAUCUAGCUCAUCAUCAAUCAUAUCUUGAUAGGCAUCCAUAUGUAGAAUAUGGAGAGGAGGAUUUGUCCACUGCCUCUACUCUACUGAAACAAGAAAUGGAUGUUGUAAAAAAGGGUAUGGGUCAUGGUGAUCUCAGUUUAGAAGCUUAUACACAGGUUUGGGAAGAAUGUUUAGCUCAAGUAUUGUUCUUACCCAACCAAAAUCGAUAUACCAGAGCAAAUUUAGCUAGUAAGAAAGACAGAAUAGAAUCAUUGGACAAGAGACUUGAGCAAAAUAGAAGUCAAAUGACUAAAGAAGCAAAGCGAGCUGCAAAGAUUGAAAAGAAAUUAAGAAUACUGCUUGGUGGCUAUCAAAACCGAUAUCAGGCGUUAAUGAAACAACACCAAGAUUUAGUUGAGCAGGUAGAGCAAACUCACUUGGAGUUAAACACUUUUAAAACUCUUCAAGAGUUGGAAAGUUUAGCCAUUACUAAAAGGGUUGAGUCUCUGACUGAAGAUGUGAAUAGACAAGUUGAAAGAGAAAGCAUGUUACAGAAUAAAUAUGAGACACUUCUUCAUACCAAAGAAAAAUUAGAUAUUCAUAUACAAAGCAAAUCUUCUGAUACUCCAUGCGUUACUGUAACUUGAUGUAUUUCAUGAAUCUUUGCAAAAAAGUAAUUUGUAAAUAUUUGCUUGAAACAGUUCUUUUCUAUUGACACCACUUUUAUAAAUGGUUAUGUCAAUGAGUGCUAAAAAACAUGCUAAAUUUUCCUGGUUUAAUAAACUCUUAUAAUUUCAUUACAUGUUGUAACUCCAAAUGCGUGUUUAUUUUAGACAAAAUGAUAUGAUUAUCAUUCAUAGUUGAGUUUCAUUAGGUCAUAAUUUGUUCUUUCAAUGUCAUUAUUAAAAUGGUUAAUAAAUGCAUAAAGUUGUUA